Propithecus coquereli (Coquerel's sifaka) is the source of this 4935-nucleotide messenger RNA. It is a transcript of the gene CCDC180, whose product is annotated as coiled-coil domain containing 180. The record is from RefSeq and is a predicted model, not a curated record. NCBI's taxonomy places the organism in Eukaryota, Metazoa, Chordata, Mammalia, Primates, Indriidae.
AUGGUGUCAGGCUCCAUCAACACUGGAUGGGUGUCCACUACAGAUCCGGGUCCGAAUUGGCACCAAACGCCUGACGCGUUUCCCUGACGACGGCUUCGCAGGGGCAUCCAGCCGGCGGCCAGGAUGUCGUCCGUGGGGAAGGUGACCCGGGUUCAGAAUGGGAAAGUCUACCAGCAGAUCUUCGAGGCUGAGGUGCAGCUGAUCCACUCCCUGGCCGUCAGCAGGAAGCAGGCCGCAGAGCAUUAUGUGCCCCCGAAGAGUGGCAGGGCACCCUUGAUGAAGAAGGUGGAAAUUCCUGAAGGAGAGAUGAUGUCUCCUCGGCAGCAGAAGUGGGCACACAGCCUCCCCAAUGACUGGGUCACAGAAAACCCUGUUCUCUACAGGGAAAAGGAAAUAGCGCACAGGGAGAAAGUCCAGGAGACUGAGAGCGCUGCCGCCGCCCGAGAAGUGCGUGGCCUCAUGGACACGAUGGUUCCCGAGAAGAUAAACAUCGUCACCCUUCGAGGGCGAGAAGAGCACACAAGGAAGAGCUACGACAGCGCCCUGGCGAGCUUUCAGGAGGAGAUUGCUCAGAUCGGGAUGGACAUGGAACCUCUCCUCUUGGAGACAGGGGGACUUUUUUUGAAAAAACUGUCUGAGUCUAAUGAAGACGUCGACAGUCUCUUCAAAAAGGUGGAAAACGACACCAACCUCGAGGACUACACCAUGCAGGCCCUGUCGGAGCUGUGGAAUAAGGUGGCCAAGACGUUCCAGCUCCAGAAGCAGAAGAUCAAGGAACUGGACGAGGCGCUACACUCUCUGGAGUUCUCCCGCGCCGACAAACUAAAAAAUGUGUUGAAGAAGUAUGUGAAAAUCAUAGAGAAAACUUCCUAUCUCAUGCAGCCCGAUGUGUACAGGCUGAUAGAUAAAGAAGCCAUGGUCAUAAACCAUGCCCUGCUGGGCAACCGGAGGGCCCUGGCCCAGCUGUUCGUCAACCUGAUGGAGGCCACCCUGCGGGAGGAGCUGGACAGCCACCACCGCUGGCAGGGCCUGGUGGACACCUGGAAGGUUCUCAAGAAGGAGGCCCUGCGGGAGAGUUUCAGUGAGUUCAUGGCCAGUGAGGAUAUCCGGGCUCCUCCAGCCGUGAAGAAGGAACUCGAGGUCAUGCUGAAGACCCAGAAUGUUCUGCAGCAGAAGCGGCUGGAGCAUCUCUGCACCAUCUGCGACCUCCUGCCCCCCAGUUACAGCAAGACUCAGCUGAAUAAGUGGUAUUUUUCUCUCAAGGCCCUGAACAAGCAGCUUGACACCUACCACGUGGACUGCAUGAUGCGCAUCCGCUUCCACUACGAGAAGACCUGGCAGGAGUGCCUGGCCCACGUGCAGGACUGCAAGAAUCAGCUGCUGGACUGGAAGGCCUUCACCGAGACAGAGGCAGAGACCCUGGUGAACCAGUCCUUCUUCCGGAUGGUGGGGGUGCUGCAGGGCAAGGUGGAGGAGGACCUGGAGCUCUUGGACAAAUCCUUCGAGGCCCUGGCUCAGCAGACGGAGUGGCAAAGCUCGAAUCUCUUCAGGUACUUCCAGGAGGCAGCACAGCUGUGGGAGGCACACCAGGGCAAGCUGUCGGUGCAGGAGCUGGAGCUGGAGAAGAGGCUGGAGGAGCACCAGCAGAAGCACAGCCUGGAGAACCAGGCUCUGGAGGCCCAACUUGAUAAGCUCUUGGACCAACUGAGGCAGCAGAGCCACGAAGAAACACUGGCAGUUCACCUGGAAAAGGCCAAAGAUUUUCUGAAGAACAUGAAAUCCAGGUAUAAGUGUUUUCAUGUCCUUCUGACAAAGGAAGUGAUGGAGUACCCAGGGAUCAUACUGAAUGAACUCAACUCCUACAGCUUCGACCUCAGCCGACACUUCUUCGUGCGUGAAAUCUUUGAACAGAACUUGGCUGGAGAAGUCAUUUUCAAAUUCAGGCAACCAGAAGCACAUGAAAAGCCCUUCCAGAAGAGAAUUAGAAGACUGAGGAAAAGGCUAAGGACUAAAGUGGAAAUAAGCAAAAGUGAGGAAAGCGUAAGUAGAGGGACAAGUUCUACCAGGCCAGCAGAAGAGAUGAAAGAAGAAAAACAUCAAGAAACAGAGUCCUCCAUAACUGAAGAGGUCCUGAGCCAGCAGGAAAAAUCUGCACUGAGCGAUGAGAUGGAUGAGUCCAAAGAGGGCUCCAUUCAAGGACUGGAAGAAAUGCAGGUCAAAAGAGAGAGUUCCUUGAACCAGGAAAAUGUGAUGGUUCAAGAAGAAAGGAAGGAGGAGGAGGAAGAGGAGGAGAAGAAGGAGGAAGAGGAGGAGGAAGAGAAAGAGGAAGAGAAGAAGGAGGAAGAGGAGCAGAAGGAGGAAGAGGCAAAGGAAGAGCAAGAGAAUUCUUCAAUGGGUGAGGAUGAAGACAAUGAAGAGAGUCUGAAGGAGAUCCACUAUGAGUACAUGGAGUCCUUCAAAACCUCCAGUGGAAACAUUUAUUUUGUCUUCCUGCCCCUGGAAGAAGAAGAGCGUUUCAAGAAGCCCCAUUCCUCCUUCUCAGCCAUGCUCCUCGACAACACUUCCAGUGCCAAGUACAUAGAGCAAGUGAUAAUUCCAGCCAAACUAAUUUUAGAAAUUAAGAAAGAACUUCGAGCUGGCUUCUUCGAACACCUGGAGAAGUGGUUUGACCAGUGUGCCCUCAACGCCCGGGUCAUCGUGGCCACCAAGAUUGAUGAGCUGGAUUCAGAACUGGAGCUGCGUCUGCACCUGCACCAGCCAAGAGCCCAGAACAUUGAGAAGGACAUCCACAACGUCAGGGCAGCCGAACUCCUGCUUCAUCAAGAGCGGUUGGACAGCCACUGCGCGGGGGUGGUCGAGGUGCUGAAGAAGAAGAGGCUGAUGUUCUGCCAGUUCCAAGAAGAGCAAAACAUGAGGAGCAAAAACUUCCGCCGCAAGAUUCAUGACAUGGAGCACGUCUUCUUGAACGCCACCAAGAGCCAAAAGCUGGUCAUUCUCAGCAGUACCCUGCAGCGGGAGCUGCUUAGCUAUGUCGACGUCACGCAGGUGUCCCUGCGCAGCUUCCGGCAGUACUUAGAGGAGAGUCUGGGCAAACUCCGCCUCACAAACAUCGAGUUUGUCAAGCACUGCAGAUUGUUUUCUGAGGGAGGCAACUUUUCUCCUGAAGAAAUCAGUUCACUGUGUCAUCGACUGGAGAAGGAAGCUUCUCGAAUAGAGUUUGUUGAAAGCUUAAUCAUGCUCUAUAUGGAGAAGAUGGAGACUGAUUACCUGGAACAGGUGGCAAAAUCCAAUUUGCAAACGGAUCAAUUAAAUUCUUCUCUGGAACAGCUUCAGCGCAAGAUAGAAACUUGUCGAGACUCAAAGGGCGAUAAAACAGUAGUGACCACAGAAGAACUCCUUGGCUUUGUCCGAACUUGGAAAGAAAGACUGAGCCAGAGGAUUCAGUACCUCAACUGCAGCCUGGACAUGGUGUCUGUGACGCAAGUGGUCUUCGCGGACACCAUCUUGACUGACCUGGAGGAGGAGAGUGACAUCGUGGUAUCUUCAGAAGUCCUUGAAGAGGAGUCCAAGGAGAACCCGAUCACCCCUGAGUCCUUCGGCCUGCCGAGCCGCAUGGGGAAGCCCAUGAUUGAAGACCCAGCCGUGGAGGUGGUCAAGAAGAUCCUGCAACAGGUAGAGGCACAGAGGCCUGUGGUCUGGGGGCAGCAGUGGGGAAGCUGGUGGUGCUGUGUGGCCCCUCCUCACCUCCUAUCCUCACUCUCAUCCUGGCUCUUGUCACCCAAAGGCCUGAAGCGUCGGUACCGGCCAGAAAGCUCUGGGAAGAAGGCCAUGCCCGAUGCCAGCGCCACUUCUGCAGGGAGCUUCACAAAGCACUCCAAGCCCAAUAGAAUGGACCGGAAGUACCAGGUGCUUGGGGAGAAGCCUCCACCUCCUGCCGAGGAUUUUAAAGGGACCAUCUUGACCCUCCUCUGGGAGAGCAACGAGCACCUGCUGACCGUCGCGGAGGAUUUUUACCGCAAAGAGAGGCAGCGCCCAAUAACCAGGCCUGACUGCAUGUAUGAAACCUUCGACCAGUGUGCCGAGAACAUCUGCAAGAAGAUCCUGGAGUACCAGAGCCAGGCGGAGGAGUACCACAACUCCUGCCUCGUGGAAUUACGGGCCCAGAUGAGGAGAUUUGAGGAGCUGCUGCCCCAAGUGUGUUGGCUGGUGAUGGAGAAUUUCAAGGAGCACCACUGGAAAAAAUUUUGCACCUCUGUGAAAGAGAUCCGAGGACAGUUUGAGGAGCAGCAGAAGCAGCUGGAGAAAAGAAAGGAUGAAAAUGCCCAGAAGCUCCAUCCAAGUCUUGGACACCCCACACAUUUCCAAGAAAUGGAGUCUCUACACUUAGCAGAAGAGAAAAGACAGGAAGAGCUGGACAACGUGAUUAGGAUAAACAAGGAGAAGCUGGAGGAAUUAACCUGGAAGAACGGCCGGUGUUUCAUAGCCAGCUUGGCCACCUUCACCGAGAAGUUCCUGGUACAGUUGGAUGAAGUGGUCACCAUCGAUGAUGUCCAGGUUGCAAGGAUGGAGCCCCCCAAGCAGAAAAUGUCAAUCCUCAUACGAAGGAAACUCGCUGGGCUGCCCCUGGAGGAAGAGAGUGAGAAGCCCCUGAUUGAACGUGGGAGCAGGAAGUGGCCAGGAAUCAAACCCACCGAAGUCACCAUUCAAAACAAGAUUCUUCUCCAGAAAACAGCGUCAAUAUUCACCAGCAAAACAACCCUGGGCCACCUGGCGGCCGUAGAAGCCCGAGAUGCUGUGUACCUGAAAUACUUAGCAUCGUUUGAGGAGGAGCUGAAGAGGAUCCAGGAUGACAACACGUGUCAGGUGAAGGAAGCGCGGCGCUGGAAGGACAGCUGGAAGCAGUCCCUGCGCACCAUCCAGGGCCUCUACGUGUGA